This is a messenger RNA of Chaetomium globosum CBS 148.51, 978 nucleotides long. RefSeq lists its product as uncharacterized. Gene Ontology annotation, molecular function: ATP binding; protein serine/threonine kinase activity. The record is from RefSeq and is a predicted model, not a curated record. Gene Ontology annotation, cellular component: Golgi apparatus; cytoplasm. Gene Ontology annotation, biological process: vacuolar protein processing; regulation of vacuole fusion, non-autophagic; protein phosphorylation. NCBI's taxonomy places the organism in Eukaryota, Fungi, Ascomycota, Sordariomycetes, Sordariales, Chaetomiaceae. Bases 1 to 978 code for a protein of 325 amino acids. The transcript is spliced from 3 exons.
AUGGCGCAAGUGUUUUUCGACCUCGUUUCCUCCUUUGGGAGCUGCCUCAACUGCUUCCCCAGCUCGCCCACGCUCAAGGUCAACAGCCGCAGCUUCAAGAUCCUGCGCCUGCUAGGCGAGGGCGGCUUCUCCUAUGUCUACCUCGUGCAAGACACCUCCACAUCCGAGCUCUUCGCGCUCAAAAAAAUCCGGUGCCCGUUCGGCGCCGAGUCGGUGGCGCAGGCGAUGAAGGAGGUGGAGGCGUACAAGCUGUUCGCGCAUAGCGCCGGGGUGAUCCACAGCGUCGACUACGCCAUCGCCACGGAGCGCGGCGGCGGCGAGCAGACCAAGACCGUCUACGUCCUGCUGCCCUACUACCGCCGCGGCAACCUGCAGGACAUGAUCAAUGCGAAUCUGGUGAAUCAUGCAAGGUUUCCUGAGAAGAGGUUGAUGUUGCUGUUUUUGGGCGUGUCCAACAUCAUGAUCUCGGACUCGGGCACGGAGCCCAUCAUCAUGGACCUCGGGUCCGUCGCCGUAUCACCGCUGCCCAUCACCAGCCGAUCCAUCGCCAUCGCCACCCAAGACACCGCCGCCGAGCACAGCACGAUGCCGUACCGGGCGCCGGAGCUGUUCGACGUCAAGACGGGCACGGUGAUCGACACCAAGGUCGACAUCUGGUCGCUCGGCUGCACGCUGUACGCCUGCCUCGUCGGCAAGUCGCCCUUCGAGAUGCGCAGCGACGAGACGGGCGGCUCCCUGAGCAUCUGUGUCUUGUCGGGCGACUGGCGCUUCCCUGACGAGGGCCCCGGCGGGAAGCCCAAGUCCAAGGGGAAGGGCCCGGCUGCGGCUGCGGCGGACGACGAGGCCAUCAGCGAGCCUAUCCGUGAGGUGGUCAGGGGGUGUCUGAAGGUGGAGCCGGCUGAGCGGCCGGAUAUUGAUGAGUUGAUUGCGAUGGUCGAGCGGGUCGUGGAGGAGCUGCCUGAGGAUGGCUCGGCUUGA